UGACAGCUAAAAUAAUAGUCAUAACCUUACUUUAAUAUUAUACAUUUCUAUAUUCAUUGGAAAUAUAUUAUUAAAAUAAUAUAAAAAAAGCCUUAUAAGCAGUUAAAUAAAAUGAAACAAAAAGUUAAAUGUUACUCAAAGAUGAUUUUCCAGUUGGUGAGGAGCCUACACACAGGUCCUAUCUGCCGUGCUGCUGAGUCCUCUCUUCUAGCCAAAUUAAGAAAGAAAACCGGUUAUACCAUUGCUAACUGCAAAAAGGCCCUUGAAAUGCAUAACAAUGAUACUGACAAGGCAGAAACAUGGCUUAAUGAACAAGCUCAAGCAAUGGGCUGGGCGAAGGCUACAAAAUUAGCAGGCCGCUCUGCCCUACAAGGAUUAGUUGCUGUAAAGUUUGACAAGAACCAUGGUGCUCUUGUUGAGCUCAACUGUGAAACAGACUUUGUUGCUAAGAAUGAUAAGUUUCAGAAGAUGAUUGAAGAUGCAACAAUGGCUUGUUUCAAGUUUGCUCACACUAAUAUGCAGUCAAAGGGACCUGUCACAAAGAUGGAGUUGGACAGCGAGCAACUGGGAAAUUUAGCAGCUGAAGGAGGGAAGAAGCUUUCGGAAAUAUUGGCAUUGUUUAUUGGCUCAGUUGGCGAGAAUGCAGUAUUGAGGAGAGCUGAGUGCUGGAAAGCCAAUAAUAGUGAUGUCAAAAUCGCUGGCUACACUCAUCCUGCACCAUCAGUCCUUGGUGAUUAUUCUGCAGGGAAAUAUGGAGCUUUGCUAGCAUAUAGACAGGCCAAUGAUCAUGAAGAUAUUGGCAAACAACUCUGCCAACAUAUUGUAGGUUGCGCACCAACAAAGAUUGGUGAUAAAGAAGCGGAUAAACCAGCCAAGAACUCUGAUGAUGAAACAUGUCUGAUAUACCAAGAGUAUUUACUGGACCCCUCGUUUACAGUAGACGAGGUUUUGCAACAAAAUAAUGUGGAAGUCAUAGAUUAUGUUAGAUUUUCAUGCGGAGAAGUUGCAGAAGCUUCUAUGCCCGGUGUAGAGAAGCAACCAUUAGAUACAGUACAAACUGUUCAGUAAAAUAUAGUCAUUGCAAAUAUUAGAAAUUAUUUUUAAAUUAUGUUGCAUUUAAGAUGAAUAAAAUUAUACAUUAUUA
Messenger RNA from Papilio xuthus (Asian swallowtail), 1144 nucleotides. It is a transcript of the gene mEFTs, whose product is annotated as elongation factor Ts, mitochondrial. The record is from RefSeq and is a predicted model, not a curated record. Gene Ontology annotation, molecular function: translation elongation factor activity; protein binding. The transcript has 5 exons. Lineage: Eukaryota; Metazoa; Arthropoda; Insecta; Lepidoptera; Papilionidae. Gene Ontology annotation, biological process: mitochondrial translational elongation. The coding region runs from base 112 to 1068 and encodes 318 amino acids.